Molecule: messenger RNA, 462 nt
Organism: Peniophora sp. CBMAI 1063
Lineage: Eukaryota; Fungi; Basidiomycota; Agaricomycetes; Russulales; Peniophoraceae
Source: the annotation of a GenBank genome assembly
AUGAUGGGGCCAUCCGAGCAUCUCACCCCGAACACGUUGUCGUAUCUCCGGUUCUCACGACCAGGGGCCGCAAGUCCGCCCAUGGAUUCGACCGCUCAUCCUGAUCCUCCUACUUCAACGCCUCUCUCGCAGAACGAUGAGCCCACGGAUGCGAAGCCUGAGUUGGAAGUUCCAUACAGCGAUAUGUUCACCCAGUCGACGCUUUCCGGCUUCGCUGAACUCGUCCACCUUAUCAUCACCAGCACCUUCUCCGCGACCCCGCCGUCGACUCCCAACGAUGAGAUCCCAGCAUUCGCAUUCUCGACGACUCGAUUCGGCCUUGCCGAGCUCACGCAUAGUAUCAUGUACCCUGGCAUAACUCGGAGCAACUCGCCCCGUCUAGAAGACGCUGUGCCCUCUCAGAAGCGCCCUUUUGGGUCUAUCGACGAAUAUUGGGGAGGGGCGGGUAUGGCCGAUCGAUGA